Bombina bombina (fire-bellied toad) is the source of this 3449-nucleotide messenger RNA. RefSeq lists its product as uncharacterized. The coding region runs from base 1 to 3117 and encodes 1038 amino acids. The record is from RefSeq and is a predicted model, not a curated record. Lineage: Eukaryota; Metazoa; Chordata; Amphibia; Anura; Bombinatoridae. Gene Ontology annotation, molecular function: protein binding. The transcript has 13 exons.
AUGACCUGCUCCUGCUCUGGGUCGCAGAAGCAGCUGGAAGAAUGGUUUGAACAACUCAAUAUGGCUAAUCCUGCCCUACAGUUCAAGAUCCAGUUCAACAAGACACAGGUGGAUUUCCUUGAUGUACGCCUUUAUAAGAAACAGAACAGAAUACAUUCCACCUUGUUCCGGAAGAACACAGAUAGGAACUCUCUGUUACACUAUACCAGCUGCCAUCCCCCAGCAACAAAAAGAUCACUACCUAAGUCCCAAUUACUUCGGGUCAUUAGGAACAACACUGAGGAGGGGAACAAAAUCCAACAACUGCAUGAGAUGUCAUCUAGGUUCAAAAUGAGGGAAUACCCCGAGGAGUUGAUAUCUAUACAGCGAUCUGCUUUAGAUCUGACAUCGGCACCACAUGAAGAAAAGAUUGACCAACGGAUGACUUUUGUCACUACCUACACGGGAGAUAAGAAGGCAAUCACAGGGGUAUUUCAGAAUCAUUGGAACAUUUUGAAGUCUGAUAAAGCUCUGCCUUUUACUCACAUGUCUACUCCACAAUUGGGGUUCCGCAGAUCGAGAUCCCUGCGUGAUUUUCUGAUCCAAACAGAUUCAGUAGAUUGCUACCGUCAGUCGACUUGGUUGGAGACAAAUAAGAAAACAGGAGUCUUCCGCUGUCUGGGUUGCGAAACCUGUAAUGGGUUGAUUACGGGGUCUUCUUUCACGCACCCCCACAGACGCCAGAUAUACAGACACAAGCACCGCCUUACAUGUACCACGACCUACAUUGUGUACUUGUUACACUGCCCCUGUGGUCUGUACUAUGUGGUCAAAACCACUGAUGAUUUGAGAACGCGGAUGGCAAAUCACCGCUCUGCCAUUCGGACUGCCCUCAAACGAGGAGAAUCUGAACAGCCAGUACCACGUCACUUCGUGGAUCGCCAGCACAGAGUUUCCGAUCUGAAAUACACCAUAAUAGAUCACAUUCCACCCCUGAGUAGGGGAGGUGAUCGCAACAAACUGCUACUACAGAGGGAGUCCCGUUGGAUGUACAAGCUGGAAACCGUUACACCAAAGGGACUCAAUGCAUUUCUUGAUUGGCAGAUAUUUGAUAUGGCAAACUCCUGCAAACUGAUACAUCAAGUAGAUAUUCCUCUGGAUGAGACCCCUGUUCAUAAAGACCACUCUAUACUGGUUUCCAAAAAUUCAGUCAAAGACUAUAUCCUAUUUGCUUACAGGAGCAGCAAGGAAGCCAUGGUCCUAAGUGCCAGACGGGGGGCUGUUGUGGCAAAACUAACUUCCCAAGACCCAGUAGCCUCUGUUCAAGGUGUAGCUGUAACAAAAGAAUACUUUUUAGUCAUUUUCAGGUACCCAUCUCUGAAGAUGCAUGAUAUAGUGCACAUAGAGCUAUUCAGCGCUCAGACUUUUGCUUACAUUCGCACUGUUAAAGGUUGUUGUAAUGACUUUAUAACAAAGGUUUCUGUGAAUCGUCAAGGUUCUCAUGUUGUGGCAUUUUCACAGCUGCCCAACACCAACACAACAGAAAUAGUAGUCUGGAAUUUGGAAACAGAAGAACACAAACACAUUGUUAAAUUCUCAUCUGUACCUGAAGGAGGUCUAUGUUUCGACCUCCGUUACUGCUUAGCUUUUUGUGAUGGAGAAAACUUCCUGAGAUCAUGGAAUCUGGCUUCCUGUAUAAAUGACAGAUCUCUAACUGUAAACAUUAACAGUGGAAAGAAAACUGAUGGGAUACAAGAGUUGAUUACAAUGAAGAACUUUCCCAGGUAUGUUGUAUGUAGAAGUGUAAAACCCGGUGUCAUCACAGUUUGGAACAUUGUCAAGUCAAAGUGCAAAAGCAGUGCUGUGCGAGUGGAGCGUGGGCUGAUGGAAAACACGGACAUUGUGCUUAUCAGAGACAUGAAACUCUUCAUCCUGACUGAUAGAGGCAUGGCAUCAUUCACAGACACACCAAGACCAAUAUUUCAGACUCUUUUGACAUAUGACCUGCUGAAGAAAAAAUAUAUCCGCAAACAAACAGGCUUAUAUAUUAUUCCUUGUCCAAAACAUGAAUACAGAAUAUUGGAUGGGGGUUUUCUUUUAGGACUUUCUGAGAACAGAGAUCAUUUUGUCAUCUGGAACUUAGAGACAGGCUUUAUACAACAUCGUUUAAGACCGCAAUUUAAAGACAAACCUUCCUCACUCAAUAUACUUCCAGACCAUAAUGUAUACACAGGAGAUCAGCACAAAGAAGUACUGUUAAGGAAAAAGAAAGGGAAGGAAACAGAGCUUCAAACUCCAUGGGAAAAAAGAAAUGAAACCAAAACUGCAAAAAAACGUAGGUUAGAAGGCAAAGUGAAGCAGGAGAUGGAAAUGAUGCAGCAACUUUUGAAUGAGAAGAGUAAUUCUAUUGAGCAAUACAUUCUUAGUGAAAAUGAAAAGGUUAUUGUGUGUUCAUAUUAUGCCCACCACUUGUGUGUGUUUAGCUUGGAGACAAUGACUCACCUGCAUACUCUAGAAGACAGCACAUCCAUGCUUCUCCUACACAGCGCUGCACUUAAUUACAAUGGUACAUUCUUGGUCCUCUCCAACUACUGUGAUGCAGAAAAGAUCAGCUAUGUAACUUUAUGGGACCUGCAGUAUGGGCUGGUCAAGAAGCGAUUAAAAAAUGAACCAAAUGUUUGCUGUAUGGCCAUAACUGAUGAGGCUGAUCGAAUUGUGUUUGGUGUGACUAUAGGAAACAAGCUUAAGGUAUGGGAUCCUUUUAGACGAAAACACAAAAUUAUCCCUGGCUAUGAAAGCUUAAAUCUUACUGUUGAGAGCAAACUUCAAGUUAUAGAGGGAGGAUCAAAAGCAUUAUUACUGUCAGGUGAGGUUAGCUUGUGGGACCUGGAUAAUGGAACAUUAGUAUCAGUCUUCACCCCUGACAGCAAAAUCUGUAGCCUGUCUCUAGCAACAGAUAGGAAGACUAUCCUUGUUGGCAUGAGUGAUACGCCAUUCCUCAUUACACUCAGCAUUGCUUCAAAAGACAAAGGCAAUCUACAGUCCUCAGGAACUGAUUUAUUUGGGGAGGAAUCUACAAGCAGCGAAGAUGAACCUGAUGAUAAGGACCAACCAGAAAAAAAUAUAAAUGCAAAUUAACUAUAUUCUGGUGUCUGUACAGAAGUUUUACUCAGAGCUUAACAUUGGAAACCAUCAUUGAUGAGCUGAUGUAUGAGACAGGACUUGCUACUGGACACAAAGCAGUCUGUUUUAAUAAAGACACUAAUGUAUAGGAAUUUAUAGAAACUUGGCCAUUAUGAAAACAAGUGUUGCUAUGCUUAGUACUAGAUACCUCCUUUAUUUAUUGAUAAAUAUUUUUUUUUAACUAUUGAACCAAGUGAAUCUAAGCCUUUCAUACUGGGUGCCUUGUUGUGUUUUUUUAUUCACAAACUGUUAACAAAAUAUAGAAGUUACAUUAAAUGAAACAAUAU